Rotaria sp. Silwood1 is the source of this 3159-nucleotide messenger RNA. Lineage: Eukaryota; Metazoa; Rotifera; Eurotatoria; Philodinida; Philodinidae. The record is from the annotation of a GenBank genome assembly.
AUGUUUAACGUACCCAUAGCCAUCUGGAUAAAUGAUUAUAUGUAUAUGCAAGUGAACAGUGAUCACGAUGGUCGUUUCAGUGGAUCCUUUCAAAUAGGGAGUAAUUUAUUUGGAGGUCAAUUACAUAUUGCGGCAGCUCAUCCGAUCGUUACUUCAUCACCGCAAUCUCAAGAUGUAAUUUUCAUUGAAUAUCUUAAGCUUUCAUUAUCCAAAUGGAGCUAUCAAUUCUAUGCAGCAUAUGUAACAAACUUCACUGAUUUUGCUACCAUUCAAAAUCAAGGUGAUUUCGACUUGAUUAAUAUUACGGUUGAUAUAAUACAAGAUACAAUAUGCGUUGAAAAUUAUUCUGCUUGGCCCACAAUAAUUCCUGUUCUACCAGCAUUCUCAAAUAUGACAAUUUCAUUAUCAAUGCUACUCAAUUGCACACUAUCAGCUCAAUAUAUGAACUUUUCUAUAAGUGAAUCCCGAAUACCGUUAUUAACAUCAGCGGGAUUUAUCAUUGACAGCCAAUGGAGCUGUCGUACUCAAAAUGGAUGUAGCAAUCAUGGAUCAUGUAUUAAUAAUGAAACAUGUUUUUGCGCAGAUUCAUAUUCAGGAUAUUCGUGUGAACAAUGUAUUCCUGAUCGAUAUGCGUAUCCGAGUUGUAUCAUAUGUCCAACUUGUGUACGAGGACAAACGAUAUGCAAUAGUUCAGUUGCUAUUUGUGAUUGUAUAGACAAUACUCGCAUUUAUGGUACAUUAUGCCAAUAUUGUAGAGAAGGCUAUUAUGGUGACAACUGUACCAAUAUGCCAGUCCUUUCCUCAUUGUUUCCAAGAUCUAGUUCCGAAUUGACAAAUGAAACACUUGUGACACUGGUCGGUGAUAACUUUAAUAAUGUAUCAUUAUUUUGUCUUAUUAUUGACCAAAAUGAUACAAUAUCAAUCCCAGCCGUUUACAUUAAUACUGGAAAGAUAACAUGCCAGUUCCCAUCUCAUCGGGCUGAACUGAUUGAAGUACAACUUAUUAUGAAUGAAUCCAUUGUUUUUUCGGAAUCGAAACUUGUUUUUCAAUACUUGUCCAGUUGCCCCGAUACAGGCUGCAAUCAAGGACUUUGUAUUUCAAAUACUUGCCAAUGCUGGUAUCCACAUUUUGGCUCAGAUUGUUCUCUAUAUCCUAUUCCACCAGUUUUGACUACAAUACACAAUAUGACAGCAAUCGAAAUGUCUUCGUUUACUUUCAAUCUUUCUCAAUAUCUAACUCAGGGCGAAUUUCCACUUGAAUGGAGUCUUAGUGGUACUAUACCUUCAGGACUCUCUAUUACUCCAUAUUCUGGAUUAUUGUCAUGGUCAUCCGCAGUUGCUUUAUCUACAAUUCCCGUAGCAGUUUUACCACUUUUUGAUGCAUCAUCAUCGAACUGUAAUUCGACUGUCGCCUCUUAUCUUACAUCUGGUAUUGGCGGUGGUGCUGAAAGUGGUGGAACUGCAAGUUGGGGCAGCUCAGUGCCAGCUGGGGGAGGCGGCACAGGAAGUUUCGGAUUUGGAUCCUCCGGUGACUUUUCUGAGAUGCUCCAGAUUCUUGGAACAACGAUAGAUCCAGUAAUUGCUCCAUUGUUGCCUGUUCCAACAUGCGAGAGUUGUGUAGGAACUUUAGCUAGUGCAGCCGCUGAUCUCUUGAUUCAGCGGCUUCCUAUUGGUUGGCGAGUGGUUCUGAAUGUAAUUGAUAAGUGCGUAGCUAAUACAGUUACAGAAACCAAUACAACAGCACAAAUACCUGAUACCAGCUCAACAGAGACAUCAACCAUUACAAUAACUACUAAUUCACUACUUCAAUCAACGUCAACUACAGCUAUUAAUGCAUCAUCCCAGUCGACAAUCAAGCCAAUUACCGACACAUCGUUCCAAUUUAACACAACAUCAACUACAGAUUCUUCUUCUGAAUCAUCAACUACAGCAAUUGCUCAUGAAUCAUCCCAGCUGACGACAACAACAACUACCGAUGUGUCAUCUGAAUCGACAACCACAAUAUCUACUGAUAAAUCAUCUCAACCCAUGACAACAACAACUGCCGAUUUGUCAUCUGAAUUGACGAUAACACCAACUAUUGAUACAUCAUUCCAAUCCACCACAACAACAAAUAUCGAUUUAUCAUCUGCAUCAAGGAUCAGAACAACUACUGAUGAAUCAUCUCAACCGAUGACAACAACAACUAUCCAUUUGUCAUCUGAAUCGACGACCACAAUAUCUACUGAUGAAUCAUCUCAACCUAUGACAACAACAACUCCAGAUUUGUCAUCUCCAUUGACGAUAACACCAACUAUUGAUACAUCAUUCCAAUCCACCGCAACAGCAAAUAUCGAUUUGUCAUCUGCAUCGAGGACCACAAUAACUACUGAUGAGUCAUCUCAACCAACCCCAACACCAACUAUCGAAGCAUCGUCACAGCCAAUAACUACGUCAAUUACCGAAAUGGCAUUGACAAGUGCAAUAACGGUUCAUUAUCUGGCGCAGAAACGUUAUAAUAAUAAAUAUGAGAUAACAGAGGACGAUGCAUUAGUUUUAGCUGACCGUACAGCUCGUCAGUAUCAGUUAUUUCUCGGUCUCGAUACUUUACCGCGUUUGCUUUUGCAAAAUCUUGGUAAUCGUCGAUCAUUGGUGGAUGACCGAAGUCGUAGUCCUAAUCAGCCAUCUGAAUUUCAUCUGCCGGAUUCGUAUCGAUUUACCGGAAAAAUAAUCAUAAGUCUUCAUGAUAAAUGUGUUCGAAUUGAAAUUAUACAAAGAAAUAACCAACGUCAUGUGAUUGAAGAUUCGCUACGACGAACAGAAGAAAAUCUUCAACAGUUACUUGAACGUAUCACAUCGUAUGGAACUGAUCGUGAUGUGCAAUUGUUGCAAUUGAUUGACUUGAAUUUACUUUCAUCAAAAGGCGCGUACGAUGAAAAGAAAAUCUUCGAAACGUUGAAAGAAAGAUAUGAUGAAUGCAUGGAGUACAAGCGUUCGAUGAUUGUCUAUGAUCUUGAUUCAUUAGUUGGAGUAAAUCAAUCGGAAUCCGAAUCAUCCAUGGGAACAUCAACUAGUACUUCGAUUGUGAGUCAAAGUAUUUAUAUUUACGUAACAAGUCGUUUCCGUGAAGCUAACAUCGAAGAAAGUGAAGCGGAUAAAAGACACAGAAAUGAACGAUGA